Molecule: messenger RNA, 4363 nt
Organism: Bursaphelenchus xylophilus (pine wood nematode)
Lineage: Eukaryota; Metazoa; Nematoda; Chromadorea; Rhabditida; Aphelenchoididae
Source: the annotation of a GenBank genome assembly
AUGAGGUAAGUUUUGUAAUUAUGCUUACAAAAGAAAAUCGACAAAUUGUAUGCACUUGUUCUUCACGGAUAUUUGCAACAAAAACUUUUCUGUUUCUAGCACAAACCCAGAGGGCCCGCCAACACUCGAUCAGCCAAAGGAUUCCCCAAUAAUCGACCAAAAACCAAGCGUCAGUCGUUCGAAUUCGGUCGAUUCCAGUAUCCUUGUAAUUGACGAAGAUAGCAAGGACGUCAAGGAGCCGGAUACCACCAUGGAAGAUGACGAUCUUCCACCAGCCUUGGAAUCCCAGCCUCGGGCCGAGGAAAUGGAACAAGUGCCUGCUUUUGAGGCGCCGAAAGUGGAGAAUGCUGAGAAAGUCGAAGAUAAGGUAUGUACGAAUUUGCUCGUUCUCGAACUGAGAAAGACUCGUCAAUCUUUUAGUCACACAUUAUAAUAAAUAUAUUUUUAGCCGCCUUCCCCACCCAAAGUCUCGGUGCCAAAAGUGACAUUGACUCCGAGUUUGAUUCCAAUUUCUGGCCCCACUCCCUCCAAUCUAAUCCCAGUGACAACAAUCUCAGCCUCCGUGGCGACCGCUGCACUCAAUAGUCUAGCCAAUUCCACUGCAACCACAACAACAUCAGCGUCUCCAGCUGUCCCGACACCUCCGAAGAAGCCACGUGCACCUCGGAAACAGGCCAAAAAGCAGCCUCCGCCAACUUCCCAACCUCAAUAUCUGACACCAAUCCACGGGAUUUAUCCGGGAAUGCCGAUGCAAUAUAUGAGUGCGGCCAGUAUGAUGCUGGUGAAUGGGAAACCCGUCUUUGUUCAUCAAGGGCCAAGACCCAUGCAGGUUGAGACCUCCAAGAACAACAGCCCUCCGAACACAGUCCAACGAGUCCAAUAUAUUCAACCAUCGAUGACUGGGGCCAAGAAUAAUAUCAAAAUGCAGCCUCAAUUAAUUCAAGUCCCUCCGGGCUUUAUUGCACAGCAACAGCAGCAGAAUCGGCAAGGACAACAACCACAACAAAUCCAGGGUAAGCGAAGUGAAGUAAUUGCUAAAAUCCGAUGGUAUCGCCUAAGAUAAUGUGAAUUAAGAGGCCUCUCUUUCAACUUUUGGCAGGUUUCUUUUUGAAAAAAGAAGGGUAAUAGGAUACAUAUAUCUGAAUAUUUGUCCGGAAUCUCCGUUUUUGUAGUACAACAGUGUGUAACGUCCCCAUGGAAACCGGGGCGUGGCUCAAAACAAUGAACUCGAACACAUUUACACUUUUACGUAACUCACCUUUUACUCGUCUGUGUUCGUUUUCAUUUGUUUUGACACCUUUGGAAUAAAACGUGGUGAUGAAAGCAACCUUUUUUGAGACAAAUCAGAUCCGAGAUUUUCGGAAAAUUUUGAAUUCGAAGGAAAAUUUAUUGCUGCCAAAAUGUGAUUGUUAAUUAAUCACUUUAUGAGGCACAAUUUUUUCAGUGAAACCUCCCCAAUUCGUCAGCGGCGGUCCUCUUCGCCAAUCCCUGGGCGAUUGUCACAUGGUCCCAUUCGGAGGCCAAAUGGCUCUCUUAAAUCAACAGAAUCAGAUUGUUGGUUACUGUAAAGUCGCCCAAAAUUCGAAUGCCAAUUCGGUCAUGGCCGCUGAACCCCCGCCAAAACUUUCGCCAAAUCCUCAGCAAUCAACCAGCGAUGAAAAAGCCCCUCAGGCCAAGAAGAUCAAACUGGCCGAGGCUGAAAAUGGCCCCAGCACUUCCGAAAAGAUCUCCUCGGGAGGUCAGAUCAAGAUCCCCGUCUCUCAGCCACACUUUAUGCAUCUAAAACAGGCCUUCAAGAUUGGAGUGCCUAAGGAAUUGCUGACUCAAAUGGGACAAAGUCAGGUUAUCAGCAAUGGGAACGAGGAGAAACCGCCGUCCAUUGAAAUGGCAACAUUUAAUGGUGAGUUUAGACCAGUGUUAAUAUUUUGCAAAAAAAUGGAAACACUCAAAAUUAUAAAAAAAUUGGUGUUUUUUUAUUGAUUUAUUUUUUGGAUUUCUGAUGACUUCCUAAAUUUCGGGUUAUUUUUGAAAUUUGCAAUAACUUUUGUCAUCCUUUUUUUCAACUUGUACUUAUUUUAGACUCCAAAAAGCUUUUGCAUAAUAGGAUUGGGAUUUACUCCGUGUUGUUUUUGUUGAGUCUUUUUCGAAAGAUCUCCCUUGUGUCAUCGCUCCCUUUCCCUCUGUUUAUUUUGUUUCGCUCUAAAGGACAUCUGGCCGUUCUUCACACGGAACGCCGGCCAUUUUUAAUAUCUUUUCUUUCCCGCAUUCCUGUUUUUGCAGAUGUUUUAAGGGAAUUUUGAUGUUAAAAUUGUGUUUUAAGGGGUGGAAAUUAGUUGUAAGAUAGAGAUUGGAGUAGGACCGAUGACUAAGCAAGUGAAUCUUGGGAAAUUCCUCAAUAUUUCGCAAGAUUAUAGGGCUGGAAAUUAGUAGACUGAUCCUAUAAUACAAUAAUAUUAAAUUUGAUUUUAUUUCAGCUCCCCUCCCAGCCCUCGAAGUUCAGAAGACCGUCUUCCGAGAAGAAGCCUCCUGUUCAUCCAAAUUCCAACCGAAACCCGGAACCAAAGUUCAUCAAGUUCAAGGCUUUACAAUCCAAGAACCCGACUUUACACCCCCUCCGAAAGAGACCAAGGGAGUCCACAACUACAUCUUUAGUCCUCAAUCGUCCACUCCCUCUACUCCCUUAUCAAAUCCAUCAUCCAUAGAGAUCAAGGAAAAGAGAGAGACGGAGAGGAAAUCAGAGAAGAUUCAGACGAAAGAAAAGACGAUUCAGAAGCUCCAGAAGGAAAAUAAAGUAAAGCCAAAGGUCGGAAGAAAGACCAAGGUGGAGAAACCGGCAGAAUUCACUCCAAAAUUAGCACCAAAGGUCGAGAAACACCCAUCGAGUACACCAAGAAAGAUGCCGGAACAUGGCGUCAAGAAGAUCAAAUCGGCUGGAAACACCCCUCAAUCCAUCGAGGACAAGAGAUUGAGGAAGAAGAACAGAGAAUUGGAGGGACUGCUGAAUAUGGACUUUGGACCGGGCAAGAACCCGUUCAAGGUAGGUCCAGUAAAGGUACGAUCACUAGUUUUAGAAUUUAUUUUUGUUUGCUUUUGUUUGUGUGGUUAGAAAGGAGUUGCUUUGCAGCAAAGUAAUCGGUAUUUUGUAGACAACCAGUGCCGAUACGUUCCGAGAUGAGGUCCUGAUUUCUCAGCAGCAGAUCCAGAAACAUGUACAAGGUAAAUUGUUGCGUCAGGAGAGACGGAUAUUGACUUAUUUAUAAAUUUAUAAGGCACAGAUUUCUUUUCCAUUUAUCACUCUCGGCAAAAAUUGCACAAUUUAUUUUAUCCAUGAAAUUUUAGCUGAAGAAAAACCUCAUCCAAGCGAAAUCCGAGCCGUCAGCCGAACCCCAGCCGCUCCUCCUCGACGUGUUGGCCGUCCCAGCAACGAUAAGAAGGCUGAUAGACCGCGACGAUCGAUGCAAAACUCAUCCGGCUACAAGAAACUUUUUGAUGAUGACUUUGAAGAGGAAGAUAACUCCGAUAGUGUUAUUGAUGACGAGAGUGAACGACAGAGUGUGAAGUCGCAGAUCUCGGAAGGCGGCUGUCUGUUCUGUCACAAGGCCAGCAAGAGCAAAAAGAAUCCACAGUACUGUAACAGUGAGUGCAAGAAAAACUACAGAAAACGAUUAUCGUUAGAAUGUCAAGUACAAGAGAAACUGGGACAUCAUGUGGAUUUGGGAGGAAGUCAGGACUCGAAUGGAUUGGAACACAGCGAAUGCAGCUCUACUUCCAGGUAAGAGCAAAAUGAAUUUACAAUUCUUUACGUGUACUGUAAGAUGUGAUAUUACUAGUAAUAAUAGAUCGAUAAAAGCCCUUAUAAAUCAAUUAUAGUUCCAGCAGACCUCCCUCGACCAAGCCAGCGCCAAUUUCAAGUCUUCCCCCGCAACCCUCACCCUCCAGACAUCUCCAACCGUCCACUUCGGUACCUCAUCCAAUCCAGAAAGUUGCUCCAAUCCCAGAAAAUCCCAAAAAUGGUGGCCAUCUGGGCAUGGACGAACUCAAGAAACGACCGGUCGCUAGUUGGAGCGUAAGUCAUUUUUUUGUCGGAUCUUUAAUAUAAUAUAGGGACUUUUUCUGCAGUCUCAUUGACUAAUCGUAUGGAUUUUAGCUGGAUGAAGUCGCUGCCUGGGCCGCAAUCGUUCAUUGUAGCGAUGUUGUGAUCAACGAACUGAAGGAGCAAGAGAUUGAUGGAGAUGCCCUCGUUGUUCUGCUUCAACAACAACAACUUAGGUCCGGAUUAUCACUCAAAUUGGGGCCUGCGGUUAAAUUAGAAAGAGAUUUGAGAGCAAUCCUGGAAGAACAGAAGGCCUUAGGCGUUGUCUGA